UUCAGUAUUAUUUUUUACAUUUGUAAGAGUAAAAAAAAGUAAAAUUGUCAAGUGUACAUAUAUAUAGAAUCAACUACUAUAAUGGCUGAUGCAAAUUAUGAUAAUGGUGAGGUAAUUACUCAAGUGAGGCAGCAAAUCGCCUUGGCGAAUGCCCAGGAGAUGCUCUCCAAGAUGACGGAGAAGUGUUUUAGGAAGUGUAUCUCCAGGCCCGGCAAGGCUCUGGAUGGGUCUGAGCAACGAUGCAUUACGCAGUGUAUGGAUCGCUUUCUGGACACAUGGAACCUCGUCUCGCGCACCUACGGCAAUCGCCUAGAGCGUGAACAGAACGCAAUGCAGAGCGAAAAUGCUCUAAAUUGAACACUAAUUGAAUAUAAAUUGAAAACGUAAUAAAAGAGACUUCCGAGUCGUGUGUAGUUCGCAA
Drosophila arizonae is the source of this 421-nucleotide messenger RNA. RefSeq names its product mitochondrial import inner membrane translocase subunit Tim13 (gene Tim13). The record is from RefSeq and is a predicted model, not a curated record. NCBI's taxonomy places the organism in Eukaryota, Metazoa, Arthropoda, Insecta, Diptera, Drosophilidae.